ACAGGCAUAAACAGUAGGAAAAAGGGGCGAAAGCAACCGUGCUGGAACAGCCAGGGGUUGUGUGUAACUUCAGACCUGCUUGUACACUAACCGCAUGUUUCAUUCAGGCCAGCAGCUCGAUUAUUUUGUGGCCGUUUGUUAUUUUUUCUCCAUGUUCGCUCGAGCAGGAUGUCUUCCCAGGGUGGCAUGGACCGGCUGCCGAAGAAUGGGGAAUUUCACGUCCUCCAGUACUGUGGGGUCCAGCACGGCCUGCUUACAAUUUGUUCAGGAAGUGGUGUCACAGAACUGUGUUGUGAUAUUUUCCAAGACCACCUGUCCUUAUUGCAAAAUGGCCAAGAAUGUGUUCAAUGAAAUUGGUGCGACUUACAAAGUGAUUGAACUGGAUGAGCACAAUGACGGGAGGAGACUGCAAGAGGCCUUAGCUCAGAUGACUGGUGCCAGGACGGUGCCGAGAGUCUUCAUUAAUGGAAACUGCAUCGGGGGUGGCUCUGAUACCAAACAGCUCCAUCAGCAGGGAAAGUUGUUGCCUCUGAUUGAACAAUGCGCUCCCUGCUGCGCUGCGACCAGCUCCGAUGGCUCGGGCAGCGGACAGUUUGAGUCCACUAAAUGACUAACCGUUCUUAUACUCUUUCUCAAUCCUGUAUUUGUUAAAUGUUUGCUUGAUCUCAUGCUACAAGUUGUACAUUGCUUGAACACUGUGUUACUUAUUUAUCAAAGUGUAUUGGAUACUUGAAGUUAGGCUACAUGCAUUUUCAUCCAGGGAUGUACAGUAUUAUUAUUAAAGCUGCCAUCUUUUAAACAAAACCUCUGAAUAGUGAACUACUCUCUUCUGCACAGUUGUUUUAUUGAACAAUGUUACACUCACAAAAGAAGCAUGACCUCUUUCAGCAUCAAGCAUCACCAAAUUGUGAACAUCGUUGGGUUGUAUUAACAGUUUCAUUCAAUAUCCACCUUCUUUCAAUGGAGUUUGACUUUAUUCUCCAUGUCUUGUAAGACUGAAAGAACUAUAGAUUUUUGUAUGAUCAGCACUUUUUAUUGUGCUAAGUAUUUGAACAUUUAAUCUUAUUGCGAAAUGUCAUUUGCCAGACUAUGGAAAACAUAAUCAUUUUGUAUUUUUUUACUUGCUUGUUGAAGCAUUUUCUAUGUCAACGUAUCUGAGCAAUAGCAAUAGCUGUGUUAGUGAUUGGUAUUGUGUAGGUGGUUGGUUUUCCAAAGUGUAUAACCUAAUGAAUCAUGAUGCUGGUCGGUAUUAUGUAUAUAUAGAUCAAUUUGCGUAUGUAUCAAGUCAUAAAGACUCUUCUUAAUGCCUUGAAUGUAUAUUUAUCAUUAAUAAAUAUGAAUGA
Chelmon rostratus (copperband butterflyfish) is the source of this 1343-nucleotide messenger RNA. RefSeq names its product glutaredoxin 2 (gene glrx2). The record is from RefSeq and is a predicted model, not a curated record. The transcript has 4 exons. Bases 95 to 610 code for a protein of 171 amino acids. Lineage: Eukaryota; Metazoa; Chordata; Actinopteri; Chaetodontiformes; Chaetodontidae.